This is a messenger RNA of Papilio machaon (common yellow swallowtail), 3028 nucleotides long. RefSeq names its product glutamate [NMDA] receptor subunit 1 (gene Nmdar1). Lineage: Eukaryota; Metazoa; Arthropoda; Insecta; Lepidoptera; Papilionidae. Gene Ontology annotation, cellular component: synapse; NMDA selective glutamate receptor complex; neuron projection. The record is from RefSeq and is a predicted model, not a curated record. Gene Ontology annotation, biological process: monoatomic ion transport; regulation of membrane potential; chemical synaptic transmission. Gene Ontology annotation, molecular function: NMDA glutamate receptor activity. The transcript is spliced from 16 exons. Bases 1 to 2790 code for a protein of 929 amino acids.
AUGUGGUUGCACGUGAUACUCCUUUUCGUUUGGAGCAAUCUUACUAACGCAGAAAUAGAUCGACGACGUUUCUCAAACCCGACCUAUUACAAUGUAGGAGGGGUCUUGUCUAGUAACGAGUCAAUUGCAUUCUUCAAGGACACCAUAUCCAAUCUUAAUUUCAAGGACAAGUACGUUCCGCGCGGCGUUACCUACCACGACUACUCAAUUUUGAUGGACCCUAAUCCUAUAAAGACGGCUCUUAAUGUUUGCAAGGACUUAAUCGGACAUCGUGUGUACGCAGUAAUCGUCUCCCAUCCACUUACCGGAGAGCUCUCUCCAGCUGCUGUGUCGUAUACAAGCGGGUUCUAUCAUAUACCGGUAAUUGGUAUAUCAUCCAGAGACUCUGCAUUCUCAGACAAGAACAUCCACGUUUCCUUCCUACGAACUGUCCCGCCGUAUUCCCAUCAGGCCGACGUCUGGGUUGAUGUGUUGAAGCAUUUUAAUUAUAUGAAAGUUAUAGUUAUACACAGUUCAGAUACGGACGGCAGAGCUAUACUUGGCAGAUUUCAAACUACAUCACAGAGUAUUGACGAGGACGUGGACCGCAAAGUGGUAGUGGAACAGGUAAUAGAAUUCGAACCCGGCCUCGACGCUUUCAGCGACCGCCUCAUUGACGCCAAGAGCGCACAGGCCAGGGUCUUCCUCAUGUAUGCCAGUAAAACUGACGCCGAGAUAAUAUUCCGCGACGCGACCUACCUGAACAUGACGACAACAGGCUACGUGUGGAUGGUGACGGAGCAGGCACUGGACGCCGCCAACGCGCCCGAGGGGCUGCUCGGCCUCCGCCUAGUCAAUGCCACUAACGAACACGCGCAUAUACAAGACUCUAUCUACGUACUAGCUUCUGCAAUACGUGAUAUGAACAAAUCAGAGGAGAUCCACGCGCCACCGUCAGACUGUGAUAAUUCUGGUUCUAUCUGGACUACUGGACGGUUGUUGUUCGACUACAUACGUCGUCAGAGCUUAGAGAAUGGCGCUACUGGACACGUGGCAUUUGACGAUCAUGGAGAUAGAGUGCACGCGGAAUAUGAUAUGGUUAAUGUACGCGCGCAAGGAGAACACGUGGCUGUUGGCAAAUAUUUCUAUUCUAAGGAUACACAAAAGAUGCGACUCGAACUGAAAGAACACGAGAUCAUUUGGAUGGGACGAAGCUCGUCGAAACCCGAAGGAUUUAUGAUACCAACACACCUUAAGGUACUAACAAUAGAAGAGAAGCCAUUCGUAUACGCGCGUCGUGUCGACUAUGAAGUGGACUGUACCCCAGAGGAAAUACCUUGCCCGCACUACAAUACUAGUGACGAUACUGACCUUAUGUACUGCUGUAAAGGUUUCUGCAUGGAUCUACUGCGCUAUCUGUCUAAAGCCAUCAACUUCACCUACUCUCUAGCGCUGUCCCCUGAUGGUCAGUUCGGAAACUACAUAAUACGCAACUUCUCCGUGCCUGGCGCUAAGAAGGAAUGGACUGGUCUUAUUGGUGAAUUGGUGUACGAACGCGCAGAUUUAAUCGUUGCUCCAUUGACAAUAAAUCCUGAACGUGCAGAAUUCAUAGAAUUCAGUAAGCCGUUCAAGUAUCAAGGUAUAACUAUUUUGGAGAAGAAGCCAUCUCGUUCCUCAACUCUGGUAUCAUUCUUACAACCAUUUUCAAACACAUUAUGGAUACUAGUGAUGGUAUCGGUCCACGUGGUGGCGCUAGUGUUGUACCUGCUCGAUAGAUUCUCGCCGUUUGGAAGAUUCAAACUGGCCAAUAUCGAUGGCACGGAAGAGGACGCCUUGAAUCUAUCCAGUGCUAUUUGGUUCGCAUGGGGCGUGUUGCUGAAUAGCGGUAUUGGUGAAGGUACUCCCCGCAGUUUCUCGGCGCGUGUGCUGGGCAUGGUAUGGGCGGGUUUCGCAAUGAUCAUUGUGGCCUCGUACACCGCCAACCUCGCCGCGUUCCUAGUGCUCGAGCGCCCUAAGACCAAGCUCACAGGAAUCAAUGACGCUAGAUUACGUAACACAAUGGAGAACUUGACAUGCGCUACAGUCAAAGGGUCGGCUGUGGAUAUGUACUUCAGACGACAAGUGGAACUAUCCAACAUGUACCGUACAAUGGAAGCAAACAACUACGAUAAUGCUGAACAAGCCAUACAAGAUGUUAAAAACGGUAAGCUGAUGGCAUUCAUCUGGGACUCUUCGCGGCUUGAGUUCGAGGCGGCUCAGGACUGCGAACUGGUGACAGCGGGCGAGCUGUUUGGCCGUUCCGGCUAUGGCGUAGGGUUGCAGAAGGGCUCGCCCUGGGCGGACCUUGUCACACUCGCUAUACUCGACUUUCAUGAAAGUGGCAUCAUGGAAUCUUUGGACAAUCAAUGGAUUUUGAGGAACAACAUGCUCAACUGCGAGGAAAACGAAAAAACACCGAAUACGUUGGGUUUGAAAAACAUGGCGGGCGUGUUUAUACUCGUGUUGGCGGGAAUUAUCGGCGGGAUUGUGCUGAUUAUCAUUGAGGUGGUUUACAAACGUCAUCAGAUACGCAAACAGAAGAGGAUGGAGAUAGCGCGGCACGCUGCCGACAGAUGGCGCGGCGCCAUUGAGAAGCGCAAGUCACUCCGGGCUUCCAUAAUGCCGUCGCAACGACGCGCCAAGUCCAACGGCGUCAAAGAAGCGGGUAGCAUCAGCUUGGCGGUGGACAGGGGCGUCAGGAGACGAGAUGAGCCACGUAUACCAAGAUAUCUGCCCGCUUAUACGCCUGAUGUAUCACAUCUUGUAGUUUAAACGCGAUUGUACUUACAUACAUACAUAACUGUCGUUUUUGACAGCCGUGACAUUUGUAUUGACGCAUUGUUGGCUCUGUUUUUUCAAAGACAAUGUAAAGGAUGACAAUACAAUCAGUGCAGUGGAAACCCAAAGUAAUAUUAACAUUUGUACAGAACUGUACCUUUAAUUAUACUAUCACGUACUGUACUUACAAAACUAACCAACCAAUUUUAGACAUGUCGUACUUAGUAGUUUG